Messenger RNA from Phlebotomus papatasi, 1385 nucleotides. RefSeq lists its product as uncharacterized. Bases 21 to 1358 code for a protein of 445 amino acids. Gene Ontology annotation, molecular function: DNA binding. NCBI's taxonomy places the organism in Eukaryota, Metazoa, Arthropoda, Insecta, Diptera, Psychodidae. The transcript is spliced from 2 exons. Gene Ontology annotation, cellular component: nucleus. The record is from RefSeq and is a predicted model, not a curated record.
AAAAAAGUGUUACCAUAUAGAUGCAAAAAUUCAUUAUCAGUGGUCCUGUUUAUUUUCAAAAUACAGCGUGGAAACUUCUCCUAGAAGCGCUAUUCAAAAGGAUUCAAGUUCAGGACAUGAGCCGUAAGAAUAGGAGGAAGAUUGGUGCGCGACCGUACUGCAAUUAUAGCGAUGAAUUACUUGCAAGUGUUUUGAAGGCUGUCAAGGAUAAGGAGAUUUCGAUUAGAGAGGCAGCAAAGCGUUAUGGAAUCCAUCGUAACACGAUUUCAAAUAAGUUGAAGGUUCAUGAAGGAAGCGAUAUUGAUGAAAAAUCUUUAGUUUUGCUUCGUAAACCAGGCAGACAGACCGUUUUGCCAGAACACGAAGAGAAGUUGAUAUGUGCACAUAUUGUAACAAUUACUACUUACGGGUUUCCAAUGACAGUUUUGGAUUUAAGAAUAAUGGUAAAAAAUUACCUUGAUCGGAGUGGUCGCAAGGUGGAUGAAUUUACGGAUAAUAUGCCCGGUUCAGUUUGGGCGAAAUCAUUUUGUGAGAGACAUAGAACACAGAUUUGUAAAAGGAUGUCUGAGAGUGUAUCACGAUAUCGAUCUGGUAUCAACAAUAAUACAGUCAAUUUGUUUUUCAGAAUUCUUGAGGUUGAACUCGAGGGUAUUCCCCCAGAGGCAAUAUGGAACUAUGGUGAAAUUAAUCUAACUGAUGGUCCUAGUUCUAGCGAAAUUAUGUGCAGAAGAGGAGAUAAGUAUCCAGAAUUGUCUCAGACUGCUACUAAAGUUUCCACUUCAAUUAUGGCUUGUGGAAAUGCAGCAGGUGCUAUGGCUCCAUUUUAUGUAGUUUAUAAAGCAGAUAACUUAUACCCCGAAUGGGUUAAAGGAGCACCUCCAUCUACUAGGUUUAACAGGACCAAAAGUGGUUGGAUUGACACAGCAUCUUUCGAAGACUGGUUUGAAUUCACAAUGUUGCCUAUCUUGUGUCAACAACCUGGUACGAAGGUUCUCAUAGGUGAUGACUUGUGCUCCCAUAUGAGUAGUCAUGUGAUCACAUUGUGUGAGAAGAAUGAUGUGAAAUUUAUUGCACUCCCUCCAAAUUCUGGACAUCUUCUUCAACCGCUUGACAUGGGAUUUUUUGGGCUGUUAAAAGAUGUUUGGGGAACAGUGCUAGACGAAUGGAAAAACUCCUCGGCAGGAAGGCUAACUUCCUAUCUUCCGAAAACUGAAAUUCCCAAAUGUCUAACAGUAAUGAUCGAGAGAAUGGAACCUACUCUCAUGGAGAAUAUUAAAUCGGGCUUCGAAGAGACCGGAAUUUAUCCUAUUAACAGAGAUCACGUUUUACAAAAAUUAUGUGUUGAAAACAAUCAAUGAUAAAAUAAAGUUAAAUAAAACUUUUUC